CUGAAGGCAGACGCUUAACGACUGAGCCACCCAGGCGCCCCUGGAAUUAUUCUUAAAAGACCCUUUGCUUUCCAAAAUUAUGAACAUACACGUGCAUUUCCCUGGUACCUUUAUAGGGUUUUUUCCCAUUUACAUCUUUUGAUCCAGCUGGAAUUUAUUUCAUCUGGGAGUGAGUUAGAGAAUCUAGGUUUACUUGUUUUUGGUUUUUUGUGGUUUUUUUUUUCCUUUUCUUAGACAAAGGCUUGCAAGUUGGCCCAAGAGCAUUUGAAAGACAGACAUCUCUGUAGUAUGUGCGGUGGACUUGGUCUUCUUGUGUAUUCGUACUCACCUUCGUGACAGAGUUCCAUGUCUGUAAGGUUACUUUCCCAUCUCUCUCCUCUUUCAGAAUUUUCCCACCUCCUCCCUAUUAGGAUUGUAGGCAAACUUGUAUAGUUACCGUAAACACAAAGCCCAAGACUAACCAAGCAACAGACAGGAAUGGCUCUUGAUGGAUUCAUUUAGGGGUAAUUGAUGGUUUUUACAACAGUGAACAUUAUUCCCAAACGUGGUGUCUCCUCCGUGUCCUCAGCCUUCCCUCGCAGAGCCUCCCCCUAAGUGGCAGCGCCAUCCAGAGACCAGAAUCUCCUGUCUUUGCUUGUCCACAUCCUCCUGUGCCGUGUGCUGGGCCGAGCUGCCCCAGCCUUCACCUGCCCUCGCUGCGGUAGCCCCCUGUUUUCUUGUUAGUGCAGCAGCCAGAGGGGUCCUCCAUAGGCCCUCCCUCCCACGGUCUCACGUCUCAGAUGAGAAGCCGUGUGCUCUGCCGGGCCCGGGGCCUCUUGUGCCUUCAUCACUAGUCUUCACACGUGUGAGUUGCAGCUGCCCCACGCAGAGGUCGGCCUACCUGCCUUGUGCACAGAACCUCUGUGCUGUGCGGUAGGACUUGGGUCUUUGAGCGAACGAAAGGUUUGCGUCUGGAUAUUUAGUGACUCGCUUUGUGCUGUUGAGAAUUCUGGGGAGUUACUGCUUCUAUGUGGGAAAGCGACUGAUUGAUGAUUGGUGUAUUGUUAGUCAGCUGUCAACUCACUGACUUUUCUUUUUGUUUCUGAUAGUUUUUAGUCAGCCAGCAUGGAUUUUCCAGCCACACAGUUAUAUCAGGAAAAAGCAGCGAUAAAGUCACUGGUUGGUCUUGCGGAGGGUUACCACGCCCACUUCCACCCAGUUGCUCAGCUUAAAAAACAGGUGCUGAGCUGUGAGAAGAGCAUCAGGGUUUGGCCCCUUCUGCCUUUGCCUGAAGAGGCCGAGGAGGCAGCCAGAUUAGAAGGUACUUCUGAAACACAGGCCUGCGAGGCUUUAAUCACAGAAAUCCUGAGAGCCCUGCCCCGCCACUUGCCCGAGAGCCGUGGUGUUGUCAGCGACUGGGACAGUCUUCCCGCCGAGAGGUGGCCCCAGGUGAUCCAAGAACUCUGCGGCACCCCUGUCCCAACUCUCUUCUGUCCCAGAACCGUUCUGGAGGUGCUCACCGUGCUCCGAAACAUCAGCGCACACUGCGCCCGCGUGUCCAGCCAGGUCGCUGCCUCUGUGGAGCUGAGACACCAGCAGUGGGUGGAAAGGAGACUGCGCUCCCGGCAGAGGCAGACCUACCUGCACAUGCUCACUAGUGUUAAGCUUCUGUCUCCUGUGCUUUACCUGAUUUUAUUGCUGAUUGCCCUGGAAUUGGUCAACAUUCAUGUGGUUCAUGGAAAAAAUACUUACGAAUAUCAACAGUAUCUAAAGUUCUUAAAGUCGAUCUUGCAGUACACGGAGAACCUGGUGACUUACACCAGCCAGCAGAAGAACAAGUGGAACGAAACUAUCAGUCUUACACGUACAGCUCUGUUGAAAAUUUGGACUUUCAGUGAGAAGAAACAAAUGUUAAUACAUUUAGCCAAGAAAUCCGCAAGUAAAGAAGGCUUAUGAAAACACUUAGAAGUCAAGAUGCUUUUGGCUACAUCUGAAAGCUCAGCCUGAAUAGGCUUUACCAGCAUGGAAAUUGAAAAGCCAAAGGUAGGGUGGAUUGCAGGCUCUGAUUGGUCAGGGAUCAAGUUCCGUUUCUCUGCAGUUUUCUGAAUUGCUGUUCCCGCGUUUGUGUGAACCUUAGGCUGGGUCCCUUCCUGGGACCAAAUGGCCGCAGCAUUUUGGCCACCAUGACACAGUGUCCAGGGGGAGCUUUAUACCCACGUCACCCAGGAAACUCUUGAAAAUGGUCACUGUGGCCAGGUCCCCCUGCCCCCUGUCUUCACUGGCCAAACUGGGUAGGCUCCCCUCCUGAGCCACCACUGGGGCACAGAGAAAGAACGUGGGCCAGUCCGGCCUCAUCCCUGGAGCUGAGAGCAAGGUUGGAUGGUCCAGAUCCUAUGGGACAGAGUUGGGGAGGAAGGUAUGGUGGGCAGACGGUGCCAGGCAGCAGGUGUGCCCAUCUGUGUGUGGCCGGGAGAGCAGGAGCCCUGGCACGUGUCUGGGUAGGAGGGUCUCGUGUAGGAGCGGGGAGAGCUGGAGGACUGAGGGUCAAGGGUGCAGUCGCCCCAGUCCUGCUCGGAGAGCUGAAGUCUGAUUCUCGAGGGCUCUCUGGGCCACUGCAGUUGUCUGGAGCAUCCAUCAGCCGGCAGCUCUCACACCCACUGUGAGGCCGUCCCCAACCUCAGGUCUGCAUGUGCGCUAGGCCUCGCACAGUGACUUGUGGCCUCUCCACCGUCCCUACCUCCCAGGCAGGUUCUAGCCCAUGUUCUAGUCCAAGGAACGGUGCCCACCCUGUGUGUUUCGGGCUUCUCUGCUGUAGAGAGCAGUGCCGAGGCGGUCUCAAAGGGAAGGGGUGGUGCUGUGGGAAGACAGACAUUCCAUCACAUUCCAUCCAUCCCUUUGCCAACUCAGCACCCACCACCCCUUUUAAACUAAACUCCAGGUAAGGACAGAGAGCACCGGGCUUCUGCCCCUGCGAUGUGGCCUUCUCUGGUGCAGGUGUAGACCCCGGAGCCCCCGCGUCUGGGCUUCUGCCCCUGUGACAUGUUCUUUUCCAGCAGUCACACCCUCCCUUGGACAUACUCUAAAUUAAACGAUAAUUUAUGGUAUCAGUCCCUCUAAAUCCUCCUGAUGUUAGAGCUGCAAUGAAAAAGGGGAAAUAAAAGAAUUGAUAUAUUUACCAAGCACAUGAA
Messenger RNA from Leptonychotes weddellii (Weddell seal), 3167 nucleotides. The record is from RefSeq and is a predicted model, not a curated record. Lineage: Eukaryota; Metazoa; Chordata; Mammalia; Carnivora; Phocidae.